Messenger RNA from Aphidius gifuensis, 2435 nucleotides. RefSeq names its product major facilitator superfamily domain-containing protein 6-like (gene Sugb). Gene Ontology annotation, molecular function: transmembrane transporter activity. Lineage: Eukaryota; Metazoa; Arthropoda; Insecta; Hymenoptera; Braconidae. Bases 115 to 1944 code for a protein of 609 amino acids. The transcript is spliced from 9 exons. Gene Ontology annotation, cellular component: membrane. The record is from RefSeq and is a predicted model, not a curated record.
UUACCUAUAAUAAUGUAACAAUCAACCUAUUUUUACUUGACAGAUUACACACACUCAGAGAGAGAGAGAAACAAAAUUAUUUAUACAUAGAGGUAUAUUGUUAAUAAUUGUGAUAUGCUGUGCAAUAAUAAUAUUGACAAGGACUUGGUGCCUAUUAAAGCACAUUAUUUUUUAUAUUCAGCAGGUACUGGACCACUUGUUGUAUUUCUUCCAUUGAUUGCAAAACAAUUGGGAUUUUCUGGUAUACUUGUUGGAGGAAUAUAUUUUAUAUUACCAAUAUCGGGUCUUGUUGCCAAGCCAUUAUUUGGUAUAUUGGCUGAUCGUUUUAAACUACAUAAAAUACUAUUUAUUGUUUUUCAAGCAAUUUUGUCUGUUGCAUUUUUGUCAUUUUAUUUUAUACCUGAAAUACCAAUAAUACCAAAUGUCAAUACAACACUCAGUUGCAAUGAUUAUGAAUUGUUUAUCAAAGUAUGUCCACCAAAUGGUGAAUAUUUAAAAGAAACAACAACACAUGAUGAUCAUGAUGAUGAUUAUAAUAAAAUUGGUCAAUUGCAAUUAUCAUGUGAUGGCUCAUCAAAAAUUAAUAAUGAAUUGUGUAAUGGUUGGAAAGAAAAUGAGUAUUGUUCACAUGUAAAUGAAACUAAAAAUUUAUCAUCAUCAUCAUCAUCAACAUCAUCGUUUAAUUUUAUUGGAAAAUUCAACAUGUCUAAAAAUUUACUGGUGAAAAAAUGCUUGGCAAUUAAAUUGGAUAAUAUUUUCAUGUCAACUAAAAAAAUAAAUAAUGAAAUCAAUUGGAAAAUUCCCAAAUGCAAUACAUUUAUCGAGACAAUGUGCAAUGCAAGCUUGACAAAUGUAACAACUAUCAAACAAAUGCUUAUUGCAUCAAAUAAUAAUAACAAUAAUGAUGCUAUUAAUUAUCAAUUUUAUUUAUUUUUGUGGGCAGCAUUAAUCAGCUGGAUUGGAAUGGCAGUUGUUGUUGUGAUUGCUGAUGCAAUUUGUUUAGAUAUACUUGGUGAAAAUAAAAGAGAUUGUUAUGGAAAUCAAAAAUUAUGGAGUUCAAUUGGUUUUGGAGUAUUUGGUAUUGUUUCUGGUUUCUUAGUUGAUUUACUAAGUAAUGAUUCAUAUCACAAAGAUUAUUCAUGUAUUUUUUAUGGCAUGUUGAUUACAAUGAUAUUGGAUAUGAUUGUAUCAACAAGACUCAACAAGAAAUCAAAUGAUCCAACUGUUACAAAUGAUCCUUCUAUUUUAUGGGAAUUUGGUUCAAUUAUAAAAGAGACACGUAUUAUUGUAUUUGGAUUUUGGUGUAUUGGUGCUGGUAUGUGUACUGGUGUUGUUUGGAAUUUUUUACUUUGGCAUACUACAAAUCUUAUGUUAAAUGAUUUAACUUGGAUAACUACAUUAUUAAGUUUAAUGACUGGAAUUCAAUGUUUUAUUGGUGAAGUACCAUUUAAUUUUUAUUCUGGUAUUUUAUUGAAAAAACUUGGUCACAUGAAUUGUAUGAGUCUUAUACUUUUGGUUUAUGCGAUAAGAUUUAUGGCAUACAGUUUAAUUGAAAAUGCUUGGAUAUAUUUAAUUAUUGAAAUUCUUCAUGGUCCAACAACUGGUUUAACUUGGCCAGUUAUGGUUAUGUAUGGUGAUAAAAUUGCACCACCUGGUAUACGUGCUACAAUGCAAGGUUUUAUUGGUGCAAUAUUUGAAGGAGUUGGUGUUGCAACAGGUAGUUUAAUUGGUGGUUUUUUAAUGGAAAAUUAUGGUGGUAUUAUAUUAUUUAAAGUAUUUUCAAUUGGUGCACUUGUGUGGCUAAGUAUUUAUUGGAUGCUACAAUUACUUUUACGUCAAAUGAAAUCAUAUCCCCUUCAACAGGGUCACAGUCACUUGGCAAGCUAUGCCACACCAAGUGAUGCUAUUAUCAUGUCAAUGAGUCAAGAACUUGAAACUUAUUAGUAUUAUUAUUAUUAUUAUUAUUAUUAUUUUAGUUAAUUUUUUUAAUAUCAAUUAUCCAAAGAUGAACAAAUUCAUUGUACAGUCAACGCAAAUUACAAUAAAAUAUUAUUUUUAUUAUUCCAGAUAGGUGCAUGUAUUGUUUUUUUUAUUUUUUAAUUGGAUAGUAAAUCAAAUAAAUUAAAUAAAUAUAAAUCUUUAUUAUUUUCAUUAAUUAUAAUAUGUAAAAAAUAUACUUUGGGGAGAGAUUAUUAUUAUUAUUAUUAUUAUAAACACUCAUAUUAUAUGUAAAUACAAAAGCAGUAUCUAUUAAAUCUAAGGAAUAAUAUUCAAAACCAACAUCAUCAUAUUAAAUUAUAAAAAAAAUAUUCUAUCUUUUGUUGAUAAUUACUCUCUUUAUCAUUAUUAUUAUUAUUAUUAUUAUCAGUACUAAUACUGUAUUAUAUCAUUAAAUUUUUGACUUUCUUGUUUAUCAUUAUAUCCUUUCUAAAAAA